UGGUACCUCAAAACUUGUUCGUUUCCUCUAUACCUCUGUGACUUCUGUUUUUUCUAAUGUACAGUCAAAAAAUAACAUUCAAAUUACAUUUUCCUCAUGGUGUAAUUUUUUAUCACAGAGGACAUCCAGCCUCAGCAGAAAAUUUAUCAGACUAACUAACACUUUCUUAACAGUAAAGGGGGGAAUAAAAGGCUCAAGAAUCAAUUCCCAUUCUUUGGGAUGGCCCAGAUCUUUGCUACCAGUUCAGAACCUGUUCAAAACUAGGGCCUAUGGCAACCAGAACUACAGCUGGCAAUGAAAAGCCGUUACUGCAAUGCUAUAGUUUUUAAUUACCUACCAUAAUUUCGGUUUUGGACAAGAAAUCCACAUCUUGAAGCAGCAAGAUGCAUAAAGUAAGCUUAUGAUUUAGUCAUUGAAAUUCUUGGCCUCCCCUCCCAUCUCAUAUCUAGAUUGUGAUUUAGGGCAGAGACCAUGGGUAUUAUCCUGGCUUGUUAAAACAAAUGAAAAUGUUGUUAUUGCCUUUUUGUGAUUCAGCAUGGGGAUGGUCCUGGUUUGAGCAGGGGUUUGGACUAGAUGACCUCCUGAAGCCUCUUCCAACCCUCAUUUUCUAUGAUUUUACUACAGUACACACCACAGCUUGAUUAGUAUACAAGUAUGAUGGAGAGUUCUUCUCUGGAAAUUGCCCUGGAAAAUGAUACACAAGAAGAAGGAAAGCUUUAUGAAGUUGAUUCCUUAAAUAACCUAAACAAACUAAAUGUUUGUUCUGAUGGAGCUCAACACCUGCUAAACCGGGAAGAGGAGAACACAGGUGAUGGUUGGAUGACAUGGAGUAGCAUAAGAAGCCAAUGUGUGUUCUUCGUUACAUUGAUCAUUACGUUGAUUGUCAGUUUGGCACUUGUUUCAUUUGUAAUAAUCUUAAUAAUUCAGACUGGAAAGAAGAUGGACCAGGUGUCAAGCAGACUGGAGUUUGAAAGGAAGAACAUAGAAGAGCUUAAGAAAAUAAACAAUUUGCUGUUAAAGCAUCUAAACCAAUCUGGAAUCAUGGAGAAGAAAGGAGAUCUUGUUACAGGUCAAACCCCAUCAGUUCCUGUUCUUCAUGAGUAUUGAUUUACCCACUUGGAGCUGGAAGAAAACAGGGCAGCAACCAUUCUGUGCAAUUAAAUCUAUUUUCAGUCUAUA
Molecule: messenger RNA, 1179 nt
Organism: Alligator sinensis (Chinese alligator)
Lineage: Eukaryota; Metazoa; Chordata; Crocodylia; Alligatoridae
Gene: LSMEM1
Product: leucine rich single-pass membrane protein 1
Exons: 4
Coding region: 655-1107 (150 amino acids)
Source: RefSeq, a predicted model, not a curated record